UGCUGGACAAUCUAAAACACCAUAAAUUUUAUUUGUACAAUUACGUAGUAAACUCAAUUAAUUCUAGAAUUUGUCCCUUCUAUUAAUACAUUUAUAUUAGAAUUAACAAAUAGUAUUGUCAACUUGUAUAUGUUCUAUCAGUAGACAUGGACUUAGCCAAGUUGGUUAUAGCAGUUGUGCUUCUAAUUCUACACUCGAGUUCGAAUCCCCAUCCCCUUAGUUUGGAUUAGAUUAAAGUAGAAUAUCGCGUGUAUAAAAUAAAAAAAACAAAAAAAAAACUUGUAUAUAUUCUAUUAUAGCUAACCAAUAUUAUAACUUAUAUAACAACUGAAAAUGCACGGGGUGAUGUUGGGAAGGAUGGCACAACAUCAAGCUUGAUCAUUUAGGGAUAAUUAUAGGGCUUGUGAUAAAUAAAGUUGUAAGUUUUUUAGUUUUCUUCCAAAAAGAAAUUAACUAAAUCGUAAUCCAAGUUGGAUUUGGUUAAUUAGUUAAAUCUUAAUGUCGUGGUGGCAUAUGUCACAUAAUUUGAAAAUCAAAUUUAGUGUUUCUAGCAUUAUUAAAUGUAUGUAUUGAUAGCGAAUUUGUUACAUGGCAAAAAAUGAAAACGGAGCGUAUAAGGAACACUCGCGGGAACCGGUUUAGAGGGAAAAAUAGCAAUUGUUUCAUCAUUUAAAAAUAACAUCCAUAUUCCAAGAACUACACCAGUCUGUGAGAUAUCUGGGAUUGAGAUCUCAGAGGUAGACCUUAUUCUGCAUUUCCAUAUAAACUACAUAGCCUUAUCCUUUUGCAAGACGUUAAAUUAGAGGAAGAUGCACGCUGUACCAAAAAUAAAUGUUAAAAUAGGGGAGGUUGGUGUGUCAGCGAAAGCGUUACCAACUUCUUCAGGCUCAGUAUACUCGAGCUUAUCUUCAUAAUCUUCUACACUCUUCGACAUCUCUUCUUCCAGCUCGAUAUUGCCCUGCUAUUUCUUUUUGCUCUCUCUCUCUCUCUCUCUCUCUCUCUCUCUCUCUCUCUCUCUCAUACCUAAUCACAGUGUCUCUAGAUCAAGCAGGUUUGUGUCAAAAUCCACCUAGCCCUAGAUCGGCUCACCCUCUAUCAGCUUUCUCCAAAUCAAGGGUUCCAGCCGGACAAAAUAAAAAAUUAAGGACAAUGCCGGUUAAGAAGUUCAAGCAACACAUACCUGAAGAAAUGACACUCAGAAUUCUCCACAGGCUUCCACUAAAAUCCUUAAUCAGAUUCAGCUGCGUUUCAAAACAGUGGCUUUCGACAAUGAUCCGGAGUUUGCCAAAACCCACUACAAUCUAGCGAGAGAGCAGCAAACCCUCAGCCACAGACUCCUCGUUUCCACCCAGACCUCCGGACUCGAAUCAAUAGACUUGGAAACAAGGUCGUUUGGAGACAAUUCUGGGGUUAGAAGGCUGAGCUCCCCAUUCAAUGAACCGGGCCAUUUACGUUUUCUGGGAUCGUGCAAUGGUUUGGUCUUUGUAUUGUUAGAGUAUAGUGCUUUAGAUUGUGACACUUGUCAUAAUCUUACUGUAGUAGUUAGUUUGUUUGUUAUCUGUAGCUAUAUAGAAGACUUUCUCAUGUAAUUACAAUGCUAUUAAGAAAAUAUAUCAGAUUGUUCUCUCUAGCUUCUCUCUCUAGCUUCUCUCUCUCUCUCUGCUCUUGAUUCAAUAUACAAGAUUACAGUAUAUGUUUGAUCAGCUGAUAUAGAUUAACAUGGUAUCAAUCGCCAUUGUUGCUUACGCUUGAAGUUUUUUCGAUCCUCUGUUACUUCCGCAUUCUCUGAUUCGGCUCGUUGUCUUUCUCCGAUUCGAUACUUGGUCUUCUCCACUUUCUGCUUUCUGAAAUUUCUAGGGUUUCGUGUUUAUAUUCCGUUCUUGAUCGGUCCUUUUGUUGUAUUGUCUCACUCACGAGUUGAUCUUGCAAUCCCGAUGGUGACUGCUUCGCAACUUCAGUUGCUUCAAUCUCCAAUUACGGCCCUUAUUUCCUCCAUCUCUACGUCUGUUAAUGUCAGGCUGGAUGAUUCGAACUACCUCAAUUGGAACUUUCAGAUGCAACUGUUGCUUGAUAGCAAUGGAAUCAUGGGGUAUGUUGAUGGUUCGAUCCCUUGCCCAUCUCAACACGGUUCGACCUCUGAUGAAUCUGGUAUCAUUUCUUCUUCUCCAACUGAUGAAUAUAUAGUAUGGAAAAUGCAUGAUAGAGCUAUUAUGCAAUUGAUCACUGCAACAUUGUCACCUAUUGCUAUGUCCUGUGCGAUUGGUAGCACUAGCUCUAAGGAUCUGUGGAUUAGGCUAAAAGAACAAUUUUCCACUGUAUCUCGGACUAGCAUUUUUCAGAUGAAAUCUAAUUUGCAAACAAUUAAAAAGGGUUCUGAUUCGAUAUCUCAAUAUCUUCAUCGCAUUAAAGAAGCUAGGGACUAUCUUUCUGCUGCUGGGGUAUACUUUGCGGAUGAGGACAUUGUCAUUCUUGCCUUGAAUGGACUACCUGCUGAGUAUAACACUUUCCGAUGUGUUAUCCGGGGGCGUGAGAGUGUGAUUUCACUGAAAGAUUUUCGCUCACAGUUACUUGCAGAGGAAAUCAUUGUUGAACAUUCUGUUCAUCCUCCUCUUAUGACAGCUAUGAUUGCUAAUACAGGUUCUACUUUCCCAAAAGGGCCUUCUUUUCAGCCUCAGAAUUUCUCCUCGACUCAUGGUCAAUCUCAGGUGGCCACUAGAGGUUUUACACCUUAUCAUAGACACAAGAACAAGGGUAGAGGCAGAUUCACUCAGGGAUCUAGAUUUUAUAAUUCUAGACCAGUGUUUUCCCCUUUGGCACAUGUGCUUCCCAACUCUAAUCCUGGAGUUCUUGGUCAAUCACCUGGUCAACAAUUUGGAAGUCCUUCUGCGCCCAUGAUUCAAAUAUGUCAAUUAUGCAACUCUGAGGGACACACUGCACCAUUCUGUGGGGCUUCUCAUGAGAAAACCACUUGUCACAUCUGUGGUAGAAGUAAUCAUACCACCUGGUAUUGCUUCUAUAAUGAUAAGGGUCCAAACUAUAUUGGACUGCAUACCACUGCUUCAUAUUCUCCACGGUCAUCCUAUCCUGUGCAACCACAGAAUUUGCAGUAUACUACAUCUCAAGCUCCUCCUCAGCAUUCCUCAUUCACACCUUCACAGUUUCAGGCUCCGCAACCUUCUCUGCAAGCCAUGCACACAGUGCUCAAUUCUGCUUCUCAGUCAUCCUGUUCUUCAGGUUCCUCUCCGGUGUGGCUCACUGAUUCCGGUGCCACCAAUCAUAUGACGGCUGAUUUGACUAAUCUGUCACUGGCCUCACCGUAUCCCACAAAUGAAACAAUUCAUACUGCUAAUGGUGAAGGACAAAGCCACAGGGAGGAUCCUUUACAGAGGCUUGUGCAGUAAUGGACUAUAUCCUAUCCACUCCUUGUCCACUUCAAACUCACAGACGCCUUCUCAAGCUAAGGCAUUUCUUGGCCAACUUGUUCAGUCUAAUCUGUGGCACCAUAGGUUAGGUCAUCCUACCAAUAAUGUCGUUUCUCUUAUGUUGAAUAAAGCUAAUGUCCAUGUCCCCAAAACCUCAUCCCCUAUGAUGUGUCAUACAUGUCUUGAAGGGAAAUUUAGCAAACUACCUUUUCCACAACAUCUCAAUAAGUCUGUAACUCCCUUUGAAACUAUUCAUACUGAUUUGUGGGGUCUUGCACCCUGUAUAUCAGUUGAUGGUUAUCGAUACUACACCAUCUUUGUCGAUGAAUGUACCAGAUAUUGCUGGAUCUUUCCAUUAAUAAACAAGUCUGAUUUGUUCUCUA
Prunus persica (peach) is the source of this 3805-nucleotide messenger RNA. RefSeq lists its product as uncharacterized. Lineage: Eukaryota; Viridiplantae; Streptophyta; Magnoliopsida; Rosales; Rosaceae. The record is from RefSeq and is a predicted model, not a curated record. Gene Ontology annotation, molecular function: nucleic acid binding; zinc ion binding. The coding region runs from base 1935 to 3401 and encodes 488 amino acids. The transcript is spliced from 3 exons.